Molecule: messenger RNA, 1360 nt
Organism: Astyanax mexicanus (Mexican tetra)
Lineage: Eukaryota; Metazoa; Chordata; Actinopteri; Characiformes; Acestrorhamphidae
Exons: 3
Coding region: 85-1290 (401 amino acids)
Biological process (GO): regulation of transcription by RNA polymerase II
Cellular component (GO): transcription regulator complex; nucleus
Molecular function (GO): DNA binding
Source: RefSeq, a predicted model, not a curated record
CCGGUCUGUCUCCGCUAGUGGACGCUGGAGCGGCGAGUGGAGGAGCGGAGCUGACCGCGGUUUGUUUUGAGGCUGAAAUGUUAAAUGAGCUCAAAGCUGCGGCCCAGAAUGAGCUCCACCUGGACCUCCGAGAGAGAGGAGGAGUUCGUGGCCAUGAUGGAGGCCAAGCCGGAGCUGUUCGACAACACGGAGAUGAAUUUUAGCAAUAAAACCGUCAAGAUGAAUGCGUGGCUGGAGAUGGCCGAGCACUUCCGGCUCAGCGAGAAGGAGCUGAGGAAGAAGUGGGACUCUCUGAGGACGCAGUACAGCAGAUACACUAAGAUGUACGCAGCUGGAGGAGUGGAUGGUCGUCUGUGUACAGCCAGGCAGAAGUGGAUAUUACAACGCCUUAAAUUCCUCGACCCGCACAUAAAGAGGAGAUCAUCAUACUGCAACGAUCUGGACUAUGAGGUGACUGUGGUCGAGAACAGCUGUGACGAGCUGAGUCCGGCACAGGUGGACGUUGAGCUUGAUUCGGACAGUCUGAGUGGAGCUCAGCUGCAUCAGGCUGCGAACUCUGAUGGAGAGAUAAAUGCGGACACGUUUAAAACUCAGAUGUCUAAAAGACUGUUUCAGGAUGAUGAACGGGUCAGUAUGAACUCACCUCAUUCACAAGGGGGCAGCAAACGACACUGCGGCGGCCGUGAGAACAUGAGUAUUUUGAGUGUUCCACCUGUACUCACGACCCGGGAGUGUGAGAAUGAUGAUGAGGAGCUGGAUUCCUCCAGUCUGAGGAGAAUGGUAUGCAGCACAGUGGAGGAGCAGAAGAGGGACGACUGCUGGGACAUGUUCGGCCGCUACGUGGUGUCCUGCCUCCGGAGCCUUGAGUCGCCCAGGAGCCGAAUCAAAGCCCAGAACGAACUGUGUGCCGUCCUACAGAAACACAUAGAGAGGGAGGAGGAGGAGGGGGAUGAACCUUCUGAGAAGAAGGAGAAGCAGAUGAACUCAUGCUCGGGCUGCUCAGGCAGCAGUGGCGUUAAAGCCAGCACAAACUCUAACACUAACCCUCACACACACUGCGAGCCCAGAGCUCCGGCAGACGAGGAUGACCAGGAACCCUUCCUAAAGUCCAUGUCCAUCAUCAUGAAGCGGCUGCCGCAGAGCGUCAGGGCAGAAGUGAAGUUCAGAAUCCACGAGCUGGUGCACAGAGCUGAGAUGAAGCACCUUUACGAACAGACAGACUCUCAGAACACAACAACACCCGGUCAGGAGUCCGGCUGGGAAAACGGACUCAAUUACAAUCUCAUUUAACACUUUUUUUUCCGGUUAGGCUGUUUUUGUACAUAUUUUUUAAAUAAAUAAUAUAUAUAUUUAAUAUAAA